CUCUGAAGAGGUUAUUUCCGCACGGCAGAGAACUAGGACAGAUCACUUGUUGCAAAGUGCGUCGAAUAAUAACGUUUGUAAGGUCUAGAACCAAAAACACUGAAGCCUCCAACCACUUGCAGCAAGCAGGCGUGCGUUUUACUACUGCCUUCUUAAGAUGGGUGGGACACAAAAACUGCCCUGAUCACGCACCACGACCACUCGACUACUCCACCCGCUAUAGAGACACAUCAGUGCAGACUAUCAUCUCCUAAAAUGUUGCUUAUAGUGCUCGUCUUGUUUUUGUGUCCGUUGUUUCAAUGCCAAACCGAGGAUGCUGAAGUUUCGCAGGACCUUGAAAACGACGUGAUUUAUGACAUGGAUUUAAAUACCACUGCUCGUAGAGUCUCGCGGCAGGUGAGAACGUCACUAAACAAGGAGACUAAACCACAUAUUCUGGAGCUGUCGGUCCAGACCACCAUCAUCUCCCGCUAUGCUUUCACUGCAGUGUCCUGCAGCCUGUUAAACCGACACUCGGCUGCCGCUCAAGGGGUCUUUCAGUUCUACAUCCCAACUGCUGCAUACAUCUCCAACUUUACCAUGAUUGUGGGAGGACGUGUCUUUCCCAGUCAGGUAAAGGCCAAAGAGAAGACGAUAAAGAAGGAAGGUGGAGAAAAUAAUGGCAAACCGAAAAAGGACUCACCAGAGAAGAGUGAGGGUGAUAUGGAGUUGUUUCGCAUGGAGGUUACUAUCCCUGGACGCAACCGAGCCAUGUUCCUCCUAACCUAUGAAGAGCUGCUGCAGAGACGAUUGGGCCGUUAUGAACAUGUGACCAGUAUUCGGCCAAUGCAACUGGUCAGCAAACUCAGUGUGGGCGUUACCAUUGUGGAGCACUCUCGCAUAACUUAUCUAGAAGUCUUACCUCUACGGAACACCAAAACUGCAGCCUCCAAUGGCAACGGUAAGAAAGGACCACCAGUUUCCACUGUAGUCAAACAAAACGAAACCUUCUGCAAGAUCAGAUUCACUCCCAACAUAGUGCAGCAGGCCAAGAUUGCCACCAAUGGCAUGCUGGGAGACUUUGUGGUCCAGUAUGAUGUAGAGAGAGAAAUGGGCAUUGGGGACAUACAGGUUCUAGAUGGACAUUUCGUGCACUACUUUGCCCCCAAAGACCUGCCUGUCGUGCCUAAGAACGUUGUAUUUGUGAUUGAUACCAGCGCCUCCAUGGUUGGGACGAAAAUCAGACAGACCAAGGACGCUCUGUUCACAAUCCUACGCGAGCUGCGGCCCAACGAUCACUUCAAUUUUGUCACUUUUUCCAAUCGCGUCCGUGUGUGGCAGCCGGGCAAACUUGUGCCCGUCACACCCAACAACGUGCGCGAUGCCAAGAAAUUCAUCUACAUGAUCUCACCCACUGGAGGCACUGAUAUUAACAAUGCUAUUCAGACGGGCUCAACGUUAUUAAGGGACUACCUGUCCAGCAAAGACGAGACCCAUCACAACAGUGUCUCACUUAUCAUCUUCCUGACUGAUGGGCGGCCCACAGUGGGCGUGGUCCAGAGCCCAACCAUCAUUGGAAACACGAAAACUGCAGUGCAGGAGAAAUUCUGUCUUUUUACGAUUGGUAUGGGUGAUGAUGUGGACUACAGACUGCUGGAGAGGAUGUCCCUGGAGAACUGUGGGACCAUGAGGAGAAUCCCAGAGGAUGCUGAUGCCAGGGCCAUGCUCAAAGGCUUCUAUGAUGAAAUUGGCACGCCGUUGUUAUCUGACAUCCGUGUGGAUUACUCUGAGGAUGCUGUGGAAUACAUCACCCAACACCUUUUCACAAACUACUUCAAUGGCUCUGAACUGGUGGUGGCGGGGAAACUGAGCAAUCGCAGUUCAGACUCCCUGCACAUUCAGGUUACCGCCAGCAACAGCGAAAGAAGCAUCGUGCUAGAGAAAGACGUGUCUUUACGAGAGCAAGAACAGGAAACGGAAAGGCAGCUAGUGGAGGCAGAUGCCGGUCCGAAUGCUGAUGGUUACGUAGAGCGACUGUGGGGAUACCUGAGUGUUAAAGAUGGACUAAAGGAUCGCCUCCGCAGCCAAACAAGCAGCGAGAGAGAUAACUACACACAACAUGCUACAAAUCUUUCGUUAACUUAUAACUUCUUAACGCCGCUUACGCAAAUGAUAGUGGAAAAACCGCAAGUGAUCGUCGAUGGAACUUUAGCAGAGGCGGAGCCCACUGAAGCCCCACCUCCUCAUGAAUCAUCCAAUCAGCUGUCAGAUGAUGACAACAGUCUAACACCCCAGAGCCUCUAUAGAAAUGCACCACCGAAGCCAAGUUCUGGAGUCGUCCAGGCAACAAGUGGCGGUCAUAAACCCAACAAGAAGUCUGUCACCUUAUCCAAAACAUCUGCUGAUGGUGAUCCUCAUUUUGUGGUGGAAUUUCCCCACAGUAAACUCACUGUGUGUUUCAACAUCAAUGGAGAGCCAGGGCACAUUCUCAGACUGGUGUCUGACCAUAAAGACUCCGGUGUGACUGUGAAUGGUGCGCUGAUCGGUGCUCCAGCCCCAGUCGGCAGUCAUAAAGAACAGCGGACGUAUUUCAGCACUAUAACUAUAUUAGCCAAUAAGCCGAGCCGCUCCUACAUUGAGGUGACCCCACAGAAGGUCAUACUGGAUGGCCGUGACCGAAUGAUCCUUCCUUCAGGCUCCAGUAUUUCUGUUGAAACUGCACAUCUGGGCCUGGUACUCAUUGCUAACACAAACCUCACAGUGACCAUCCAAGGGACCAUCAAAUUCGUCAUCCUGUUUCAUCAUUACAAAAACCCAGCCCCCUAUCAGCGAGAUCACCUGGGCUUCUACAUCGCCAACAGCAAAGGACUGAGCAAGGAUACACAUGGGUUGUUAGGUCAGUUCCUGUAUGAGGACAUCACAUUGACGCAUAUCCCUGGAAACUUCAGCACGGCCGGAAAAAACAGCACAACGGAAACACUAGAGAAAAAUGUCUCAGUAUCCAGUUAUCCCGCCCUGAAGCUAAAGGAUCGAACGGUCACUGUCUUGAAGAAAAGCAGGAGAAUUUACUCAGGAAAGCAGACAGUAGAUUGCUGGUUUGCCAAGAACAAUGCAGCUAAACUGAUUGAUGGGCAGUACAGCGAUUAUGUGGUGUCACAUCUGUUUGACACAGGUGACAGAGCUAAUGAAACAAACACACACUGAAACAAUCAUACACAAAAAAACCUCUGGACUUUAAAAAAUACAUAUACAUAACCGUACAUAUACAGUGUUUAAAGUAUAUAAAUUAUAUCCAGUAAUGUGUGGAUAUAUACUAUAUACUGCUUGUUUUGUAAGAAUCUACAAAUAUAUAUUUUAGUUAAUAUAAGACUCAUUUUGUACUAAAUAUUAAAUGAUUACUUACAUUGUUCAGACUUAAUCGUUUUUAGGCGUUAAAAGAUAAACAAUAUUAUUCGUUUUUUAAUAUAAAUGUAUCAAAAACAGACCUACCAUCAGCUCUGCAUUUAUAGAUAGUAAAGUUUGAAAAAUAUAUGUAAAAUAGUUUUUACAGUACAUAAUCCACUUUUUAGUGAACUAACCAGAGAUAAUUGAAACGUGUCACGUGUAACAGCUUUACUGUGCAUCUAUUGGGGUAACACAGGUAGACGUGUGUGACAAAGGGUGAGGGAGAACUCGAGAGUAUCAAUACCUGUCUGUCUGAGUUGGGAACUAACUUCAUCAACUUCAUCGUUUAAAAUGACUGUAAUGCAGUCACAGACCAGGAACUACUUUAUAGCCGUGCAUUGUCAGCAAAAUAAUUUCGCAUCCCUUUAAAGGUGCUGUGUGUCAUUUUUAGGAGGAUCUAUUGACAGAAAUGCAACAUAAUAUACAUAACUAUGUCUUCAGAGGUGUAUAAAGACCUUCCAUAAUGAAGCGUUAUGUUUUUAUUACCUUAGAAUGAACUAUUUCUAUCUUACACAGCAGGUCCCCUUACAUGGAAUUCGCCAUGUUUUUCUACAGUAGCCCUAAACAUCAGUAGUCAUCUCGUUCGGCAAAGAAGCGAAAACGUGACGACAUCUUAGUCCUGUGUCAUCCACCGUAGAGCUUCGAAGGGGGGGGGGUGUGAGGGUGGCGUGAGGCGUUUGUUGCAAUUUGGAACCUCACCGCUAGAUGUCGCUAAAUUUCAUACACUGGACCUUUAAGUCGUGUCAGCCAAUCACAAACAAUUAUUCAAGAACCUUAGGAAAAAUAACCAUAAUAUUGUUUUACCAUAGUUUUUCUAAUAACAUGGUAAACUUUGGUUAUUUUGCUGAGACCAUAGUAAAUUUGUGGCGACUAUCGUUUUACUGCAAAUAAAAUAACUAUGGUUAAAAGGAUAGUUAAACCAAAAUUGAAAAUUCUGUCAUUAUUUAUUCACCCUCAUGUCAUUCCAAACCUGUAUGACUUUCUUUCUUCUGCAG
This is a messenger RNA of Triplophysa rosa, 4418 nucleotides long. It is a transcript of the gene itih5, whose product is annotated as inter-alpha-trypsin inhibitor heavy chain 5. Gene Ontology annotation, molecular function: serine-type endopeptidase inhibitor activity. Gene Ontology annotation, biological process: hyaluronan metabolic process. The transcript is spliced from 14 exons. The coding region runs from base 256 to 3183 and encodes 975 amino acids. The record is from RefSeq and is a predicted model, not a curated record. NCBI's taxonomy places the organism in Eukaryota, Metazoa, Chordata, Actinopteri, Cypriniformes, Nemacheilidae.